CGCCCUCGACCUCGUCCCUUUUGGGGUCAAACCCCUCCUAAGGCGGGCUGCAGCCUACGAGGCCCUGGAGAGGUACCAGCUGGCCUAUGUGGACUACAAGACGGUGCUGCAGGUGGACUGCUCCAUCCAGGCUGCGCACGAUGGGGUCAACAGGAUGACUAAAGCCUUGCAGGAGAAGGAUGGCGUGAACUGGCGCCAGAAGCUCCCACCAAUCCCCACGGUUCCUGUUUCUGCCCAGACCCAGACAGGGUGGAGCAUUCCUUCUGCCAGAGCCCCUGGGGCAAACACUCCUCCUGCGACUGCACCGAGGGAAGGACCAGACCAGACGGCUGCUGGCACGGAGAGAGCUCGAACUCUGAAGGAAGAAGGAAAUGAACUUGUAAAGAAAGGAAACCAUAAAAAAGCAGUUGAGAAGUACAGUGAGAGUUUAAAGCUGAACCAGGAGUGUGCAACUUACACCAACAGAGCGCUCUGUUUCCUGACUCUGAAGCAAUACAAGGAAGCAGUACAGGACUGCACAGAAGCUCUGAGGUUAGAUCCUAAAAACGUUAAGGCACUCUACAGACGUGCUCAAGCACUUAAAGAACUGAAGGAUUACAAAUCAAGUAUUGCUGAUAUCAAGAGCUUGUUGAAAACGGAACCAAAGAACACAGCUGCACUGAGGUUGCUGCAAGAACUAAACAGAGCCUAG
Messenger RNA from Eurypyga helias (sunbittern), 691 nucleotides. RefSeq names its product translocase of outer mitochondrial membrane 34 (gene TOMM34). Lineage: Eukaryota; Metazoa; Chordata; Aves; Eurypygiformes; Eurypygidae. The transcript is spliced from 5 exons. Gene Ontology annotation, cellular component: mitochondrion; cytosol. The record is from RefSeq and is a predicted model, not a curated record. The annotation marks the transcript as partial. Gene Ontology annotation, molecular function: heat shock protein binding.